UCUCAUUGUGUCAUAAAACUUGAGAGCCAGUAUCGGAACAUCCAACAGCUAUCGUUCAGCGUCGUGGUUCAGCUUGCCGAGUACGACCUUUGCACCUCCACCCCAACAGGAGAUGUAUUAGAGGCUAGUUGAUUGAUCGCGAUCGCUACCAAAUACCGAGACACCUGGCUGUUCGCAAAACAGCCGAAAGACCAUUUUUGUGUGAGGAUGGCCGAUCCAAACAUCGCGAUGACCGUCGCGCUAAUUCUAUUGAUGUCAACAUGUUUCCCGACCUGCCUACCAGAAACAUACUUGGUUUUGCCGUUGCUGGCGGGAAGACUUUUGUGGACCUCGCCUCCGCCCGCCCUCGCUUUUUACCAACCUUUCCGUGUCGCUGCGUUAUCUGAAUUGCCACGCAGCAAGGCAUCAUCAGCAAGGUGCUCCACCAAGGUCCUUCUCCCCGGCCCUACCAAUUCAGCCCUAGACCCGCAGUCACACAGGAUGGGUUGCAGUGGAUGGUACACCAGGUUUUGCUCAUCCUGCGCUCGCCAGGGCAUCCCCGCCAGCCGCCCCUGAUUGUGUCUCAAAAAGGAGCAAGACAUGCAAGCACACAGUAAUUGAGACAAAGCCCGAUUGUAAUAGCCAAUGGCUUGCGUUGAGUAAUUUCCGC
Fusarium redolens is the source of this 649-nucleotide messenger RNA. RefSeq lists its product as uncharacterized. Lineage: Eukaryota; Fungi; Ascomycota; Sordariomycetes; Hypocreales; Nectriaceae. The record is from RefSeq and is a predicted model, not a curated record. The transcript is spliced from 3 exons. Bases 208 to 555 code for a protein of 115 amino acids.